This is a messenger RNA of Schistocerca nitens (vagrant locust), 1315 nucleotides long. RefSeq names its product replication factor C subunit 5 (gene RfC3). Gene Ontology annotation, biological process: DNA-templated DNA replication; DNA repair. The transcript has 8 exons. The coding region runs from base 104 to 1114 and encodes 336 amino acids. Gene Ontology annotation, cellular component: nucleus; DNA replication factor C complex. Gene Ontology annotation, molecular function: ATP binding; DNA clamp loader activity; DNA binding. The record is from RefSeq and is a predicted model, not a curated record. NCBI's taxonomy places the organism in Eukaryota, Metazoa, Arthropoda, Insecta, Orthoptera, Acrididae.
UUGGUUUUCGUUUUAGCUUUGCCGCCAAUUACGUAUAUGUCUAUAUGAGUUUUCUCUCAGAGUUUUGCCGCCACAUUUCGGAAGUGCUGAAGUAUUGUUUAUUAUGGUAGGGAAAGCAGGCAGCGAGGAAACGACAAAAGAAAACUUGCCAUGGGUUGAAAAAUAUCGACCAAAAACUCUUGAUGAUCUGAUAUCACAUGAUGAUAUUGUUAAAACAAUUAACAGAUUCAUUAAAGAGGACCAGCUCCCACAUUUGCUCUUUUAUGGCCCUCCUGGAACAGGCAAAACUAGUACCAUUCUUGCUUGUGCCAGGCAACUGUACCCGCCUAAACAGUUUUCAUCAAUGGUUUUGGAGUUAAAUGCAUCAGACGACAGAGGAAUUGGGAUUGUUCGUGGGCAGAUCCUCAGUUUUGCUAGUACAAGAACCAUUUUCAGUGCUGGGCACAAGCUUAUUAUCCUUGAUGAAGCUGAUGCAAUGACAAAUGAUGCACAGAAUGCUCUGAGACGAAUCAUAGAAAAAUUUACAGAAAAUGUGAGGUUCUGCAUUAUAUGUAACUAUCUCGGCAAAAUAAUCCCAGCCCUCCAGUCUCGAUGUACAAGAUUCAGGUUCGGUCCUCUGGAUUCAAGUCAGGUCAUGUCACGCCUUAAUUUUGUCAUUGAACAAGAGAAGGUUGACUGUACAGAGGAUGGGAAGAAGGCAUUAUUAACACUUUCAGGAGGUGAUAUGCGAAAAGUUCUCAACAUAUUACAAAGCACCUCAAUGGCAUAUGGGAAGGUAACCGAGGACAAUGUCUAUACAUGUGUUGGCCAUCCUCUCAAAAAUGACAUUGCAAAUAUUGUGAAAUGGCUGCUUAAUGAUGAAUUUGCAGACUGCUAUAGGAGACUUAAGGACAUUAAAAUGGCUAAGGGCUUGGCACUACAAGACAUAUUAACAGAAGUUCAUCACUUUGUACAUAGAAUUGAAUUUCCAGCUUCAGCACUAAACACUUUGCUAAUAAAAAUGGCAGAUAUUGAAUACAGGCUAGCUACUGGCACAAGUGAAAAUGUUCAAAUCAGUGCUUUGAUGGCAGCCUUCUUUGAAGCACGAGAAAUUGUGCCAUCUGAGGCUUCUUGAUAGUUUUAUGGGUGAGAUACCUGUGAAGCUGUUGGAUCCAGAGUCUCAGAAGGCUUUAGGAGAUAUUGAUGAAGGAAAAAUAUGAGUUUGGCACCAAGCUGUUCCAUGCUAUUACCAUUUAUUAUUUACUUUCGCAUUGUUAUUUGCUGUAAUGUAUACAAUUUCAAUGCUGUAAAAUAAAAAAAGACUGUUUAAAUUGUA